CUUUAACCACAAACCUAUUGCUACUAAAAAUUCAAUUAUUUCGAAUUGAAAUUAUAAAUUAUAAUGUUUUCAGUAGUUCAAUAAGAAAAAAAACAAUGUCAAAAACUGCUCCAUUGCCUAUUUUUACAUUGCAAUGUGAAAAAUACAUAGCACAAUGUAUGCUAUUUAAUUUAGACUUUCAUAUUCUGUAUGCUGGUACCCAGACUGGCGAAAUACUCAUCUAUGACCUAGAGGUAAUAUUUUUUGCUAAAAAAAAUUGACUAUUCAAUUAAAUACCUAACCUAUUAAAGAGAGUGUUAAAGAUUAUUUAUUCGAACAAUUUUUAUAGUAUGAUAAUUUAAUUAAAUUUUAUUAGGUAAUCUAUAUUUUAAAUAUCUUUAAUUUUAAUAUUUUUGUUAAAAAUGAUUAUGUUUUGUGUUUUGUUUUCAGUCAAACCGGUUAAAAAAUGUAAAAAAAGCUAAUACGUUAUGCAUAUUAUCCCUUGAAUUAUUUAAGAGUCCAAAUCGAUUGGUAUCACAAAACAAGACUGGUGAAGUACAAUUUUGGCAAAUAGAUGGUUUUGAACUUGUGCUUUGUUAUACUUUAUCAACCAAUGAGAUUGGAUUUUGUAAACUAGCCUCAUACAAAACAAACAUGAUAUUGUGUAAAGGUGAUAAAUCUACAGUGAGUUGUUUUUCAACUAUUACUUAUAAUAAAAUCACUGUCAUUGAUCCACAACAAAAUGACGAUCUGGGUGACAUAAUGGUUAUCAAAUCUAUUGAUAGCUAUGUGUUUUGCGGUUAUGAAGCGAAUACAAUUGUUGUGUGGAAAGAGGACUGUAUUAUUAAUAUGUUAAAUUUUCCAGAACUAGAAUGUUUGAUAGCAUUAGAUGUGGAUUCUAAUGUAACUAAAGGUAUUUGUGCUGGUAGUUCAAAUAUGAUAAACUCAUUUCAUAUUGAAAACGAUCAACUUCAUUUUAAAAAAAGUAUUAAGAUUACAAAUCCAGGUGUUAACACCUUACAAGUGAGACCUGAUAAUAAAAUAGUUGCUGCUGCUUGUUGGGAUCAUAUGGUAAGAUUAUUUUCUUGGAAGUCCAUGAAACUGUUAGUGAUUUUAGAUUCUCAUUCCACUGGAGUCUUAAAUAUCGUGUACUCUGAAUCACGUGAAACAUUUUGGAAAGCCAAAUACAUACUUGCCAUAGCAAAUAAAGACAACAGGAUCACUCUAUGGGAUGUCUACAACUAAUAAAAUAGUAAUCAAUAAUACGCUUAUCAGUUGUUUAUUGAAGUUAAUCAGAUAAAAUCUGUUUUUAAUGUUUAAAAAUCAAAAGAAUAAUUGAUUACUGACUUCAAAGUUCAUAAACUGUAGAAAUUAUUAAUUAGUAGUCAGUCAUAAUUAUUGCUUUCAAAUAUCUUCAAUUUGCUAUUGCAUAGUUAUCAAAUUAAUUUUUUAUAUUUCAAUAAAUUGUAAAACCAUUAAAAAUAUUUGAAUUUAUUACAGAUUUCUGAAAUAUGAACUAAGAGUAUAAUUAUCUUUGAAAUCAAUAAUAAGUCAUUAACAAGUUGAAAAAGGUAGUCUAAGAAUUAGUUUGAGUAUAAAAAAAGUUUUAGUUUGAGGUGAUCUGUAACCUAUCAAAAGUUAAAGUUUUCUAAGUUUUCAAUAAUGCCUAAAAUAAAGGGAAAUUUAGUAAUCUAAAUCAUUUAUUUGAUUUGAUAUAUAUUUUUGUGUGUAUUUAAUUUAAUACCUGCCUGUAUUUAAAAG
Messenger RNA from Cinara cedri, 1740 nucleotides. Lineage: Eukaryota; Metazoa; Arthropoda; Insecta; Hemiptera; Aphididae. The record is from the annotation of a GenBank genome assembly.